GGUCAAUUCCUCUCGGUGUAGUCAGAAUGGAAUAAUCAGCGUCGGUGUUUAGCUAGCUAUCGCUCUGCCUUUAACAACAAAACAUUUUCUUUGUUUUGUUUUGUAAAUAGUUUACGCGUAUUUCCUUAGCCGAAGUAGCUACAAUACUAAAAGAUAUACAAGAAUAUUCAGGUAUUUGGAGUAAUGUGAGACAAAAGCUUAAGAAAUAAACGCGUUAGCCUUUAGCUUUGAUGGCAUCUGUUUAACUGUUCAGAGAAUGAAUGAGCGCCUAUAGAUUGGUGAGCGGUAAUUCUGUUUGACAGGCUGAAAAAGCGUUUAUAAACAGCAUAAGAAACAUCAUAUAACCAUGGCUACCGGUGCUGAUGUUCGGGACAUUCUGGAGCUUGGCGGAACGGACAACGAUGGUCCCAUCAGUAAGAAAGAUCUCAUCAACUCGGAUAAGAAAAAAUCCAAGAAAGCAACUGAGACGCUGACUUUCAAGAGACCAGAGGGAAUGCACAGAGAGGUUUAUGCGCUGCUCUAUUCAGAUAAGAAAGACGCACCGCCUCUGCUGCCUAGUGAUACUACUCAAGGUUAUCGGACGGUCAAGGCCAAGCUUGGAUGUAAAAAAGUUCGUCCCUGGAAAUGGAUGCCUUUCACCAAUCCAGCUCGCAAAGAUGGGGCCAUUUUCCACCACUGGAGACGGAUGGCCGAGGAGGGAAAGGACUACCCUUUUGCUCGCUUUAACAAGACAGUCCAAGUGCCAGUGUAUUCAGAGCAAGAAUAUCAAAUGCAUCUCCAUGACGAUGGCUGGACUAAGGGAGAGACAGACCACCUCUUUGACCUGUGCAAGCGCUUCGACCUGCGCUUCGUAGUUAUCCACGACCGCUAUGACUACCAACAAUACAGAAAACGUUCCAUAGAGGACCUGAAAGAACGAUAUUAUAACAUUUGUGGUAAGCUGACCAAGAUCCGUGCAGCCUCUGGGACCGAACCCAAGAUCUACAUCUUUGAUGCUGGCCAUGAAAGGCGCCGCAAGGAGCAACUGGAGAAGCUCUUUAAUCGCACACCUGAGCAAGUGGCAGAAGAAGAGUAUCUUAUUCAGGAGCUACGGAAGAUCGAGAAUAGGAAGAAGGAGCGUGAGAAGAAGGCUCAGGAUCUGCAGAAACUCAUCAAAGCAGCUGACACGACUACAGAGCUGAGGCGAGCUGAAAAGAGAGUCUCUAAGAAGAAGCUCCCUCAAAAAAGAGACACAGAGAAACCAGCCGUUCCAGAGACAGCUGGCAUCAAGUUCCCUGACUUCAAGUCUGCCGGUGUCACUCUGCGCAGUCAGAGGAUGAAACUGCCAAGCUCUGUUGGCCAGAAGAAGAUCAAGGCCAUUGAGCAGAUCCUGGCAGAGCAAGGAGUGGGUGAGUAUGAAUAAAUAUUAGC
This is a messenger RNA of Gambusia affinis (western mosquitofish), 1410 nucleotides long. RefSeq names its product DNA methyltransferase 1 associated protein 1 (gene dmap1). Gene Ontology annotation, molecular function: transcription corepressor activity. The transcript has 8 exons. Bases 347 to 1402 code for a protein of 351 amino acids. The record is from RefSeq and is a predicted model, not a curated record. Lineage: Eukaryota; Metazoa; Chordata; Actinopteri; Cyprinodontiformes; Poeciliidae. Gene Ontology annotation, biological process: DNA repair; chromatin remodeling; negative regulation of transcription by RNA polymerase II. Gene Ontology annotation, cellular component: NuA4 histone acetyltransferase complex; nucleus; Swr1 complex.